Messenger RNA from Clunio marinus, 3528 nucleotides. The record is from the annotation of a GenBank genome assembly. Lineage: Eukaryota; Metazoa; Arthropoda; Insecta; Diptera; Chironomidae.
AUGGGAGUCAGACAGCUUGACACAUUUAUGAAACGUCAUGUAGAGAAUGGAUUUGCUUCAGUUGACAUUCACGUAGAAUGUAUGAAAUUUGAGAGAUCACAUGGAAAGAAACCAGUGCUUGUCAUAGACUUAUUGGGAUUUAUAAGUUUAAUUAUCGAAGAUAAAGGUCAAAUGUUAUGUGGUGGAAGACAUCAAAUGUAUGAAGAAAACCUCGAACAAAUUUUGAAAGAACUAUCGAAACAUGCCGAUCUUGUAUUCUUUGAAGACAAGCUUCCACCGGAAGAGAAAAAAGAAACCAUCUUGAAACGUGAUCAAGAAAAAGACGAGACGAUAACUGAAAUAAUUAAGAGAGUAAAAUCUCAUACGCUUUUAUCUGAUAUCUUAGUAGAGAUGGGAGAUUGGAAGAUUACACGAACUUUGUCACACUACGAUAUGGUAAAAAUUCUUGCUAAACGUCAUGGAUUGAUAAAAUUUGCAUUGACAAAAGACUGCGAUGCAGAAAUCGCUCAAUAUGCUAAUGAUAAUCCUGCUGUACUUGCUGUCAUUGCAAAUGAUUCAGAUUUUCUCAUUUUUCUUGGUCGCUGGCGAUAUUUUUCCAUUUCUGAUAUAAAAUUAAAUCCACUGAGAACAAAAGAAUACAACAAGAAAGCUUUGAGAAAUACUCUCCGUUUAAACGAUCAACAGUUGACGAUCUUAUCGUCACUUAGUGGAAAUGACGUCAUUCGUUUUCCUGAAGUAGAAAAAUUCUUGAAAACGAAUUUAGGUGAAAGGAUUAAAGCUAACAGGAAAUUCGAUUUUCUAGGAUAUUUUAUUCAUGCUCUACCAAAAGAUCUUAAUUCUGCUAUUGAAGUGAUUGCUAAAAAGGUUUUUAAUUCAGAUUCGAAGGAAGUUUUGGAACACAUCAAAGACUCGAUCAAUCAAUACGAUACUAUUUUUGAAUCGAAGAAGCUGACAGAUCCUCUGGAAAAGCUUUGUGUUGAUAAACAAUUUGGUUUUACUAUCGAUGUUUUGAAAAAGUUUGUCAGAAAAUUCUUUCCAUAUUAUUGCGAUAUUACAAAACCGUCAACUCUAAUGAAUGUUAUAAUGGAAGUCAUCUUAAAGGCCGUUGGAAUUAUUAAUUUUGAUGAAAAAGAUGAUCCAGAAAAAUUUUCUUAUUACGGAAAGAAAACUGAUUGUACAGGCAUACAACAAUACUCCGAUUUUCCAAUAUUUCCCAGUUUCAACUUACCACCAUUGAUGGAAUUAUUAGAAAGAGAAAAAUAUCCAAAUCAUAAACAAAUUCGCUUCCAGCUUCUGAAAUGGCUGAUAAACGAAAAGAAACUUGAAAAAUAUGAUUUGAAUUUCGUGCCAAAACGAUUUGUUCACGACAUCUUAACGCUUGUGUUUAUGACUUCGAAUGGUUUCAUCACAACAACACAAGCAGACAUCAUUUUAUUAACGAUUUAUAAUGUGGAACAAAAAGUAACUCCAAGAGAGUUUCGACUUCCUGUUGUCAUCAAUGAAAACGCUUUUCAGAUUGCACAUCUUUAUAACUUUUCUUAUGGACUCAUCAAUAAAUGCUUCGAAGUGACAGGUCUUCUGGAUUCAAUGAGUAAGAUUUUAAACUUUGACGGUGUUGCUUUUCACGAGUUGUAUUUGAAAAAUGAGUCAGGAAUGGCUCUCAAAUCUCUUCCUGUUGAACUUCGCAAAUGGCAGAAUGGAUUUGCUUCAGUUGACAUUCACGAAGAAUGUACGAAAUUUGAGAGAUCACAUGGAAAGAAACCAGUGCUUGUCAUAGAUUUAUUGGGUUUACUUGGCCCAAUUGUCGAAGAUAAAGGACAAAUGUUAUGUGGUGGAAGACAUCAAAUGUAUGAAGAAAACCUAGAAGAAAUUUUGAACGAACUAUCAAAGUAUGCCAAUCUUGUAUUCUUUGAAGACAAGCUUCCACCGGAAGAGAAAAAAGAAACCAUCUUGAAACGUGAUCAAGAAAAAGACGAGAGAAUAACUGAAAUAAUUAAAAGAGUAAAAUCUCAUACGCCUUUAUCUGAUAUCUUAGUAGAGUCGGGAGAUUGGAUGAUUACACGAACUCUUUCACACUACGAUAUGGUAAAAGCUCUUGCUAAACGUCAUGGAUUGAUGAAAUAUGCAUUGACAAAAGACUGCGAUGCAGAAAUCGCUCAAUAUGCUAAUAAUAAUCCUGCUGUACUUGCUGUCAUUGCAAAUGAUUCAGAUUUUCUCAUUUUUCCUGGUCGCUGGCGAUAUUUUUCCAAUUCUGAGAUAAAAUUAAAUCCACUGAGAACAAAGGAAUAUAACAAGAAAGCGUUGAGAAAUACUCUCCGUUUAAACGAUCAACAGUUGACGAUCUUGUCGUCACUUAGUGGAAAUGACGUCCUUCGUUAUCCUGAAGUAGAAAAAUUCUUGAAAACGAAUUUAGGUGAAUGGAUUAAACCUAAACCGAAAUUCUUUUUCCUCAGAAAUUUUAUUCACGCUCUACCAAGAGAUCUUGAUUCUGCUAUCAAAGAAAUUGCUGAAAAGGUUUUUAAUUCAGGUUCGAAGAAAUUUUUGGAACACAUCAAAGACUCGAUCAAUCAAUACGAUACAUUUUUUGAAACGAAGAAGCUGACAGAUCCUCUGGAAAAGCAAUGUGUUGAUAAACAAUUCAAUUUUAUCAUCGAUGUUUUGAAAAAGUUUGAUAGAAAAUUCUUUCCAUAUUAUUGCGACAUUACAAGACCUUCAAAUUCAAUUAACAUUAUAAUGGAAGUCAUCUUAAAGGCCGUUGGAAUUAUUAAUUUUGAUGAAAAAGAUGAUCCAGAAAAAUUUUCUUAUUACGGAAAGAAAAUUCAUUCUGAGGACAUUCAACAACACUUCGAUUUUCCAAUAUUUCCCAGUUUCAACUUACCACCAUUAAUGGAAUUAUUAGAAGGAGAAAAAUAUCCAAAUCAUAAACAAAUUCGCUUCCAGCUUCUGAAAUGGCUGAUCAACGAAAAGAAACUUGAAAAAUAUGAUUUGAAUUUAGUGCCAAAACGAUUUGUUCACGACAUCUUAACGCUUGUGUUUAUGACUUCGAAUGGUUUCAUCACAACAACACAAGCAGACAUCAUUUUAUUAACGGUUUAUAAUGUCGAACAAAAAGUAACUCCAAAAGAGCUUCGACUUCCUGUUAUCAUCAAUGAAAACGCUUUUCAGAUUGCACAUCUUUAUAACUUUUCUUAUGGACUCAUCAAUAAAUGCUUCGAAGUGACAGGUCUUCUGGAUUCAAUGAGUAAGAUUUUAAACUUUGACGGUGUUGCUUUUCACGAGUUGUAUUUGAAAAAUGAGUCAGGAAUGGCUCUCAAAUCUCUUCCUGUUGAACUUCGCAAAUGGCGUAUUUACCGUUGAAAGAAUCAUCAGAAUUCGCCUUACAUUUUAUUAAACAUUGACUCAAUUCUUUUUAUAACUUUUUCCCAAUAACUGUUAAUUAUUAAAUAUUUGUACACAUGAGUGAGUAAAAGAAUAAAUUAAAGACCUUAAUUGGUCAAAAAAGAGUGCAAAAGACAAUUCAAUUUAAAC